Molecule: messenger RNA, 1962 nt
Organism: Labrus bergylta (ballan wrasse)
Lineage: Eukaryota; Metazoa; Chordata; Actinopteri; Labriformes; Labridae
Gene: dnajb14
Product: DnaJ heat shock protein family (Hsp40) member B14
Biological process (GO): cellular response to misfolded protein
Cellular component (GO): endoplasmic reticulum membrane
Molecular function (GO): Hsp70 protein binding
Source: RefSeq, a predicted model, not a curated record
CCGUCAGCACUGGUUACCACAUGGUCUGUGGUGAUCAGCUGACUCUGGCGGAGGAGGAAGAGGAGUAAAGAUGGAGGGGAACAGGGACGAAGCGGAAAGAUGUAUAGAUAUAGCGACGAGGGCGCUCGAAGCCGGCGAUAAAGAGAAAGCGUUGAGAUACCUGAACAAAGCAGAGAAGCUGUAUCCCACUGUCAGAGCCAAAGCUUUGUUGGAUGCAUUACAGAAGAAUGGCAGCUCAGCGGGUAAUGGUGCAUAUCGUCGGCGGCCAACAGAAAGCGCAGAUUCCCAGUCAGAAAGGAAAAGUCAAGAGUCUGGAGGAAGUGACUUGGCUAAAGCCUUCACCAAAGAGCAGGUCGAGGGAGUGCAAAGAAUAAAACGGUGUAAAGACUACUAUGAAGUUCUGGGGGUCAAUAAAGAGGUCAAUGAGGAGGAGUUAAAGAAAGCCUACAGGAAACUAGCACUCAAGUUCCAUCCAGACAAAAACCACGCACCAGGAGCAACAGAGGCCUUUAAAAAGAUCGGUAAUGCGUACGCAGUGCUGAGUAACCCAGACAAAAGGCGACAGUACGACCUGACGGGAGGGGAUGAGCCGAGCAGCCCGGGUCACUCGCACGGAGGAGGCUUCGACUUCCACAGGGGCUUUGAGGCCGACAUCACUCCUGAAGACCUCUUCAACAUGUUCUUUGGAGGAGGCUUUCCCUCCUCAACUGCACACACCUUCACCAACGGCAGAACUAGCUUCAGCCAUCAGGCGGAUUACAGACAAGAGAGAACAGAAGAAAGAGGAGAUGGUGGCUUCUCAAUGUUUAUCCAGCUGAUGCCCAUCGUGGUUCUGAUAGUAGUGUCAAUACUGAGCCAGAUGAUGGUGUCCCCUCCACCCUACAGUCUCUACUCCAGACCAUCCACGGGUCAGACAGUGAAACGGCAGACAGAAAACUUGCGCGUUGACUACUACGUCACAAGAGAUUUUAAGUCGGAGUUUAAGGGCUCGGCGAUGCAGCAAAUUGAGAAAAGUGUGGAGGAGGACUAUGUAUCUAAUGUUAGAAAUAACUGUUGGAAGGAGAGACAGCAAAAAACAGACCUGCUGUAUGCUGCUAAGGUAUACAGGGACGACCGAAUGCGCAAGAAGGCAGAACUUAUGACCAUGGAUAACUGCAGGGAGCUGGACAGACUAAACAACCUAUUCAGAGGAGGAUGAGUUAGACCCUUUUAGAUCACGUUAUUGUACAGAAUAGAUGUGUAUGUUCAUGUUUUUUUUUAAGAAAGAGUCUUAACUCUAGGAGCAAAAACUUAAAGAAAUAAGUUCAAAGUUAAAAAAUGUCCAUUCUCUCAUAUCCCCCUUCCAACUCUCUUUCCUCACUCCAGCCUGACCCCAGGAAUCGCCUUGUUACUUCACAAUGAAACAAUCUACUCACACUGUAGAACGCCCCAGGCCUUCUCGUUUUUUUUUACUCUCCUUUUCUUGUGUUUUCCUAGAAACAAGGACACUUGAUUGUAAAGGCAUGUACUUUUGAGUAAUAAGAACCCCAGAGACAUUCUUCACAAUUAAUUCACUGUCAGCUUUCAGCAUCAUCUGCUUGAGGUAAAUAUAAGAUGGGACACUUUGUAGGUUUGUCUGGUGGGGUUGACCUCCAGCCAAAUCCAUUUCUUGAAGGACACAGGAACAAAUGAAGAAAAAAAAAAGCAUCUUUUAUCCUUCCACUCUGUUCCAAAUGUGAGCAAAGAUCAGUAGAUCAUCAAUAAAUACCUGUGAUUUUGCUACAAGAGAAUAUUUUAUGAUUACUUCAACAUUUGAAGUUGGGGCUUAACAUGGAAGGACGUUUAAGCUGUUCAUAAAUGGUUGUACAUUUUAAUUUUUGAAUGUUUUGAAAUUUAUGCAGUUAUUUAAGAAACUAUAGAGGAAAGAAAUUUUUCUUCAGUGCUCGCCUAAUCAUUUAAAUAAAGUCAAAUUAUUACAAUAGA